AUGGAACACAAUAUUGCCGAAGACAAAUUUGACGAAAACGAACACGAGAAGUCUACAGAGAACCAUACUGAACGAACUAUCACAAUUGUAGCGUUUUUCGCUUUCGGUUUUAUUUUAUACACCGUGUAUUCUCUUCUAAUCGCUGCAGCUGAAGACAUCUUGAAAGGCAGCGACAUACCUACUUCGGCGGUGAUAUCGUGUAUUAUCGGACCAUACGUCUUGAUAACUUUCGUAUGUCCUUAUUUUGUACAAAAGAUCCCGUAUCUACCUCGAAUAAUCGUGGUCUUUGUCCUCUAUGAAGUCGGUUUGUUCAGUCUGGUUUAUGUGAGGCGCGUGGGAGCUAAACUUCUUGCCGUGUGCUUCGUAUCACUGGCUUUCGGUGUGGGAGAGAUGUCGAGUAUUACCAUGACUUCAUUUUACCAGCAAGUGGUAGUAGGUGUAUUUUCAGCCGGAACUGGUGUUGGGUUCAUAGCAGCACCUCUUUAUUACACAGGUAGGUUUUAUAGCGAGCAAAUAGACCGCUUGAAUUAAUUUCUCCUUGGUUAAUUGGCCACACUUCGAGAGAAAAACGGGUUCGCUUUGAGUACAAGGAUCUUGCUUUAGUUUGGUUUUUAAAUGAAAUUCAUGUGCCUCAGAAAGUCGCUCUCUUCAUCAUUUACUCCGUGGCUUUUUGCGCUGGGCAAAAUCGGGAAGCUCUGGUGACAUAUUCCAAUAUUGAACGUACUUAUUCUAGAAUCUCUUAUAAAUCGUAGCCGAAUCUAAAAUUUUACAAUAUAUAUUUUCUCAUAUCCAGUCAUACCGGAUUUGAGCGUUGUUGCAAAUCAGUAGAGGCCGGCUAUUUCGAUUUCGAAAUCUGCCCUUUUUUCUUCUGAUUUUAAUGACUGUUUCACUCAAGUUUCUUCAGGUGUUCUUCAAAUAAACAAAUUCUCACUUCCAUUUGAACAUUUCUUUAAUUCUGAUGUUUUAUCAGCGAUGUUUUGCAUCAGUUUGGAGUCACAUCAAAUUGCCCAUUGCAGCGUGAAAUUUAACUUUAAGAAUAAUAAGAAAACAAACACCGAUUUGGUGGUCGAAAGCGAAGGCCCACAACAUCGAAAAAUAAAAUCAAGAUUGAUUAAGAAGUAAAACCGAGUUCGUUUCAGUCUAUAACGUACUUGUAUGAUUUAUUGCACCUGAGAUGCUGAGUUCAUUUUUUCUUAAGGCUUAAAUCUGGUCCGAUUGGAAUGCGUCAUCAUAGUCAUAAAACCGGAAAAAAUUCCCGCGACAAUAUUAUUUGGCUAACCCUAGGGGGACCCCUGGGAAUUCUUGGUGGCGGUGUGCCGCCCAGUUCUUCAAAUCCUGACCCUAUUGAAGCCCAAAAAAUGUCAUUUUCCACACCCGUUUUCAGAUCUCUAAAAUCCAUACCCGUUUUCAGACCUGGCCUUUUGGCAGAAAUUAUGUCAUUAUUACUAAGAUUAGAGCGCAAACGAAAAAAUUAUUCAAAGCCAUUUAGAAUUCGCAUAUUUCUCUUUCUUUCACACAUUUGGCCGAUAAAUGCGUUCAUACACUCCCGUAGUUCCCUCUAAAACCACACCCGAUUCCAGACCAAAAUGGGCAAAUUCUAUACCCGUUUCAGACCAAAAAGGCGAAAAAACUCACUCUUAUUUCUCCUUCAGAUUUCUAAUAGAUAUUUGUAAAAAAUACUGUGCCAAUGCUGACAGUAAACAAAACUGACUUGUUGCUACAUUUUAGGCACAAAAUGAAAUGAGAUAAAAUAUGCAAAAUAAAAUCUUUUUAAUUAUAGUUUGAACUUCCGAAAACACUUCAAACUUUUAGUCCCAAAAUGACUGAAUAACUUUUACUGCUUUUAAUCCUAAUCGUUAUAUUUGGCUAUUUUUUUUGCCUUUUUUCGCAUGACGUAAAUCAAAAUCCUAUGAGGAUUUGGUCAUCGCGCCAUGUUAUCUUCACUAUAGUGUCUUUUGUGUGACCUGCUAUCAGGUUUUGGUGUGGUUUCGGUCAAGUCUUCAUAGUGACCCGCUUCGCCGUUCUUGUCUUUUUUCUCUCGCCACACGUGAGAAAAAACCUCUGCUACACAGGGUAGGUGCUCUCCCUGGAAAGAAAAAAAGAAGACAAAGAAAAACGUCUGCUCGCAGGCUAAAUCUUGUGGAGGAAAAAACCGGGUAUGCACUUUAUCCGAACUUCUUACACAUGCUUCUACAUAAAUUCUAUGUUCCUUUUCUUUUCACCAGCGAUGACUACGUGGUUCUGCGUUUCGUCAGAGACAACAACAUUGACCGUAGCUGGCCUCGUUGUGGUGUACUUGAUAUUUUAUUUCUUAAUGGAGAGAAAACAUAGCGAUUCUUCAUCGCAAUACUCAGAGACAGCUGAAUUCAAAAACAUACAAUACCAGGAACUCGACCAGGGCAGCAACACUGACUCUCGCUACCCGCCACUGAUAACAAGAGAAGCAAAGCUGCAAGCAAUCAAGCAAAUUCUUCCUCCAAUCAUCUGCGUGGUGAUUUCAUGGCUUUCGGAGUUCUUGGUCAUGCAGGCUGUAAUCACGACGUACGCAUUUCCCAACUCACCCUUCCCCCCAAGGGAUCAUUACCAGUACUACAUCACGUUAUUUUUGAUGGGAGAAUUUAUCGGUAGAUCAUACCUUGGCGUGGUGGCGUUGAUCAAAGAAGAACUUAUUUCUAGAUUGAUAGUCAGAAAACUUUGGGUAUUAACCAUCAUUGAGGUCUGUAUACUUGUUUUCUGCUUAUUUGCGGCGUGGUACCGUUUCCUCCCCGAUGUAACAGUACUACUGGUUAUUUCCUUCUUCGCUGGACUCAUAAUCGGAAUAAUGUACGCUAAUGUGCUACAAGUGUUCACAGAAUCUUACGAGUUUCCUUUAAGAGAGUUUGUUUUGGGUUUUGUAGCUGUUGCUACCGGUAUGGGCAUACUCAUUGCUGGCCUUCUUGGACUCGUUGUUGAGCCUGCAUUCAGGAAACAUUGCCUGACAAUAACGGAUUUAGAGGCGUACUGUUUCACAAGGACAGAUCCAAAUGCAGCUUCCAACGUGACCUCUUUAUGCCGAUAGGGGAGGGGUCCGUUAGGCUUUUGGUGGUAAGAUGCUAGCCAGAUCUCCAAAUAAGGACCCCACAUUAGAAAAAUAACAGUUAACCCUUCAUGAAGCGGCCCCACGGGUAAGUGGUUGACCGCUCAACAGAGGUUCGCCAUAAAUUAGAAUAAUUAAUCUUUGGCAUCACUUUAUAUUUGAUUUUUCGUCCGGAUGGCCAAAAGGUGACCGAUUUAAAAAGGUUUCAUUUACAAUGCUUUUCUUCGAUUAUUUCGAGAUUUUGAUUACUGGCCACUAAAUUAAUAGAAUAGAUGAGAGGGUGGCCGCUUAAUGGAGGUUGAACUGUAGUACGUUUCACUCUGAUACCCCGUUCUGGAAAUUAGCCAAUUUCACCUCGUUCAUCAGUUCUCACACUCUAAAGCUUUCGUUGUUUUAAAUAUAUCAUGUUCUAGGAAACGCGUGGAAAAUGGAUACCCCUGGGGCAGGCCUUAUGGAGGAUAGAUAACUAACG
This is a messenger RNA of Porites evermanni, 3548 nucleotides long. The record is from the annotation of a GenBank genome assembly. NCBI's taxonomy places the organism in Eukaryota, Metazoa, Cnidaria, Anthozoa, Scleractinia, Poritidae.